GAGAGAGAGAGAGGGGCAGAGAGAGAGAGAGAGAGAGAGGGAGCUUGGCGGAGCAGCCGCGCCAGCGCAGAGAGGCACGGGGACGCAGCACAGAGCAUCAGGGCGACUUCAGCUGGAAACGAAUCAAUAAAAAACAACUUGAAAAACAGGGACACACCGGUGGGGGAAACAAAACACCGUGGGAGCUAUUUUCUGCACGGACAUAAAAUGAAAGGGUUACCUGGCUGUAUUUUGGAUUUGGAGUCAUUUACUACACCGCCGCGACGUUGACACAAGAGUUGCGCAGAGUCUCUAGGAGUUGUCUGUUGGAGGCAUUUCAGGCACCCAGAAUCCAACUUGAUUUGGACAUCCAGGAACCAGUCAGGGAGUAAGCUAAACUACCUACUGCGCUCUUUGGAAAAGAAAGACACAAAAGCACUGCUGCCACCAUGGAUGAGGAACAGUGUUACUAUAACGAGACCAUCGCUUUCUUCUACAACCGCAGUGGCAAGUACCUUGCUACUGACUGGAACACGGUCAGCAGGCUGGUGAUGGGACUGGGCAUCACCGUAUGCAUCUUCAUCAUGCUUGCCAACCUUCUGGUGAUGAUCGCCAUCUACGUCAACAGGAGAUUCCACUUCCCCAUCUACUACCUGAUGGCCAACCUGGCAGCUGCUGACUUCUUUGCUGGACUGGCCUACUUCUACUUGAUGUUUAACACGGGACCCAACACGAGGCGUCUGACUGUUUCCACGUGGCUGCUGCGCCAGGGCUUGAUCGAUACCAGCCUGACGGCGUCUGUGGCCAACCUGCUCGCCAUCGCCAUCGAGCGCCACAUCACCGUGUUCCGCAUGCAGUUACACACGCGCAUGAGUAACCGGCGUGUGGUGGUAGUGAUUGUCAUAAUCUGGACCAUGUCCAUUGUCAUGGGGGCCAUCCCCAGCGUGGGCUGGAACUGUAUCUGUAGUUUAAAGUCUUGCUCCAACAUGGCGCCGCUUUACAGCAACUCCUACCUGGUCUUCUGGGCAGUGUUUAACCUAGUGACUUUUGUUGUCAUGGUGACGCUAUAUGCCCAUAUCUUUGUCUAUGUGCGACAGAGGACCAUGAGGAUGUCGCGGCACAGCUCUGGACCACGACGCAACAGAGAUACCAUGAUGUCUCUGCUGAAAACCGUGGUGAUAGUUUUGGGUGCCUUCAUCGUCUGCUGGACCCCCGGCCUGGUCAUCCUCCUCCUCGACGUCUUUUGCGCCAACUGCAACGUCCUCACCUAUGAAAAGUUCUUCCUGCUUCUCGCCGAGUUCAACUCAGCCAUGAACCCCAUCAUCUACUCCUACCGUGACAAGGAGAUGAGCGCCACCUUCCGGCAGAUCCUCUGCUGUCAGCGGCAGGAGAACGUCAACGGGACGGUGGCGGAAGGAUCUGACAGGUCGGCGUCGUCCAUCAACCACACGGUGCUUAGCGGCGGUACACACCAACACCACCACCACCACCACCACCACCACAACCACAACAACGAACACUCAGUGGUAUAAAACUGGUGGGGUUGGUCUGUUUUGGAGAUACUGACUGAAAGAAGGUAAUUGGCUGCAAGGAGAGGUCGAGAGGGUCAGACACUGCAAACAUGACGUGACCUAAAGACAGAAACGUAAGAAAUUGGAGAAUGAAGAUAAGGUAGACAAAGUAGAGCUGCAUGAGAACAGGAUGUGACUAUGGAGAACAACGACAAGACGUUAUCGCUGCGUGGGGGAAGAAUGGAGAGAGAGGGGAGUCGGAUGUUCGAGGACUCCAAUAGGCUGUUACUAUUUAGUUGUUGAUUAUUUUCUAUUUGUUUUAAAUGGGUUGAUAUGGAGAACGUUGAUAUGAACUAUUUAAAAGUAAUCUGUGAAACGAAGGUAAUGCCAGUAGUCUAACUUUGUAUCUUGAAGUCGUGGGUUUCAGACUUUUUCCCCUAAUUCCCCAUUCUUAAGAAAAGUCACAUAGCAUCAUACACACCCAUCACAUUCACACAGUGUGAGUUUCCUUCACAUCCAUUUGAGUACGCAUUUUGGAUGCAAUUUAUAACACUAUUCUUGCUUUUUCAUUAUUAUUUGGGAGAAAAGACUUAUGGGGGAAAUGAUUUCUAACGAACACAUGCGGAUCUAUGCUCAUACGUGUAACUGAAUGUUAGUAGAGCUUAUCUCCAGCAGCUUUAACUUUAAAAUGAACUACCGGAGACUUGAGGCUGAUUUUCUUCAUAGUGUUUUUUCUAGAGAUUUAUCUUUUUUUUUUUAAAUAUAGACAUCAAAGUGAAGUUUUUAUGGGAAAUCCUUCUGAUGCUUAUAUAAUUUAAAAAAACAUAUAAAUACUGACAUUUUGACAUGUUUGGCAACUUACCAAAAAAUGCUGUUGUACCCAUUAUAGAUUGUUUAAGUAAUCCAAAGCCACUUUUCAUUACCAAAGCAUUUUUUUUAAAGUGACCUUACACCCUAAAGACUCAUCUGCUGAUGUUCUUCUCCAGUUCCAGUUUUUCCCCUUCCAUCUAACAUAAAUACAUAAAGGGUCCAGGAUCUGUUCUUCAUUCCCUUUAAGGAAUUAGAGAUUAGAGUUUUAGGGAUCCUACCGAAAAGGGGAGGAGGAUGUUGCGGUUUGUGACCAGGCUCUGUGCCACGGUGUUAUGUGGAGACAAGGUGAAGGUCAUUUCUGGUGAGCGUUAACAGACUUCAAAUCAUGACAUGAAAUGUGCUGAGCUUUCUGCCUCUCAUGGUUUCAUCAAGUGUCUCUGUGUCCGUGAGGCCGACUGGCAAAAAGAGGUUAGGGGUAAGUGAAUGUGGAACUUAUAAUCAGUGUUAAGUUGCCCUUAUUUUAAGAGGUGACAAGAUAAGCCAUUCUGGCUUCAUAGCACAGGAAGAUAAAAUGGAUUUGUUAAUGAAUGCGUGCCUAAAUUUGUCGUUCACAAACACAAGUUUGCCACGUGUGAUAGAGCAGCAACAGUUUUGACUGUAAAACACUGACCUGCAAAUGUUGAAGUAUUCCAUUUUAAGUGCCCCUUUUAUGUUUUGGGGCCUUUUUCCCCAUCUUUUAGUGUGCUAUAUUUAGUUUUUUGUCUAUGUGAUAGAUGUAUGAAGUACCAAAAAAAAACAUUUCACUCAAAAUGGAACUUCCUCUCCCACAAACAGCACUUUUUCUCAACUGCCUGAAAGGCCUCUCCUCCAUUCUUGUUUUCUUCAGUUAGUGAUGUCACUGAUUGCGAAAGUCUGAAAUGAAAGACUGAUUGAAAAGUUUUUCCUAAGUACUGCCCAUAGGUGCUGCCUGAGCAAGCACAGCCCACCAGGAGAGCAGUGGAUUGUUUUGAUUUGGUUGGCCAAUCCCAACAGAGUGGGCCAGCUGACUGGGCUUUUCAGAAAGGCAGGACAAGAAGUCAGACAUCGGGCCCUAUUUUAACGAUCUAAUCAUACGCGUGAAGCACAUGGCGCAGGUGCGUUUAGGGCGUGUCCACAUCCACUUUUGCUGGUUUAACUGCGGAAAAAAGGCUUUUGCAUUUGAUAUUUAAACAACAUGGGCGCUGGAUGAUCUUAAAAUAGCAGAGACACUUAUAUCCAGCAUUGCGCCGCCCUGCGCCGCCCUGCGCUGUGUGCAAGAAAGGGCCUGGAGCGUUUCAGGCUGUGGCAGUGGGCAGUAUGAGAAACCAUUUGUUCUUCAAACAUCAAAGCUGGUAAACCUAUUCUAGUAGUCCCCAAGAUACAAAUAUGAUGCUAGAAAGGAAUAUAAUAUGGGCUCUUUAAUAGUUGUAUUUUAGUAUGGCCCACAGAGGUGGAGUGAGCCAUAGACUGAACCGCCCAAUAGAUUGAGAUUUGUGAACAUAUUUAUCAGUAAUGUUGAUACAGUGAUUAAGUGGGUAAAGGCAAAUAAUAGAACAGCUAGAACCGUUUGGUAAGUUCAGAAAUGACCACUUUACGGUAAAACCAGGAAAAGACAACCCUUAUCAUAUUACUUACUCACAUUAUGACAAAGAAUAUUCAAAAAUAUCUAGUCUCAUAUGAUGCCCUGCUCCAUUUCAGCUUAGCCUCUGAUAAAUCUUAGCCAAAAAUCUACAAAAUCUUAGACGUCCAUCUUAUAUGGUAGUACUUGGAAAAAAAGUUGAAGUUUACUCAUCCAGUCUCACAUUCUGAUAAGUCUGCUCGGCGUUUAACACUCCAAUGAAAGAAUAAAAACAUCUUUCCUAUUGACAAGAAACUAAAUGUCAGAUACACAUUUUAUUGCAGUGUUACUAGUGAGAUUAAGUAUUAAAGAUAUCGAUCCACUAUAUAUGAUGUUGUGUUUAUGUCAUUAUAUGAAAUGGAUGGGGUUAGGAUUUUUUUUUAGGUCUUUAUUUGCAAAUACUGCAAAUAAGAAUAGAUCAGAUAGUUUGCAUAUCACUGCCUCCCUCCCUCAUCUUGCCUCCGCAUGGCAUGGUAUCUUGAACAGAGAUCAUGUUGUCAUGUGUUCAAUGUUUUCUAUUGAAUUAGGUCGGCACAUAUAACAGAUUGCCUCACGCAAAACCUGGUGUCAGGCAUAUAGUGGGGUUCUGAUAAUGUAAAUCUUCACUACUACUAACUUGAUGGAAAUGUAUUAUUAGGCAUGUGGGAUGGUCCACUCUUUUUUAAAAUGGGUAGUGACAACCUAUCACAGUUCACCCUUAUGAUAAUACUCGAAAGUCAAGCAGAGUUGAGCCAAUGCAGUGUUGAAUGUUGAUAUCUUAUUUCCACAAGUGCACUCCCCCACCUACUGCUAUUAACUUGAGACUCAAAGCCAAGAUAGAAGUCUGCCUGGUGAUGCUAUUCGGUACAUUGUUCAAAAUCACCAGCUGAACUUUAUGUCGUGCCUUGAAUCAAAACUUUUAGUUUUGGCUAAAAUACAUAGACAACACUCCAAACCAGCCGACAGAAAAGUGAGAAUCCCGGCCAAAAUCCCAGUCACAUGUUUUCCAGGAAGCCAGAUGUUUGUCAGGGAUUUUAGCUGCAGUGCUGAAAUGAAGUCAGCUGGUACUGUUGCCUGUCAAAGAUGGCCAAGAUGUUUCCCUGUUAGAGGCAACAUAAGUUCUUUUAUGUAGUUUUUGGAUUUAUUUUUACAGUGUUUCCUAACUGUUGAGAGUGGGGAGUCUUUUCCCGUCUACAUUACCCCUACAGUUUUGACUUUUUAAUCUCCAGGUUGUGCCUUAACAAAAAAAAUACACAAUUUGAGAAAGAUUCUAAGGCAACAAUCUUAGAUAUUUUUACUCUUCGUUCUUUAAUUUAUCCAUUCUUUUACUUCUGUAAACUUCACAACAGGCCUCACAAGAGUAGUGGCAGCAGCAGCAGUAGCAGUUAAUGUUUCAUUGACCAAGCUGACAGUCCUCCACAUCUGACAUUCACCAUUUUUCUAACAAAGUAUUGAUUCAGGUUAUAUAACAAACCAACUAAACUUUCUUUCUUUGUAUGUUUCUGUUUACCAGUUUGUCACUCUUUAUACACCAUUGUAAGUACUUGUGUACAGUAUGUAUGUAUAUAAAAUAUAUUAUUCAAAGUUAAUCACCAAAGGGAAAGAAUUUUUUGUGUUUGUAAAUUUUAGUGUCAUAAUCUGUCCAAAUGUACUGUAGGAUUUUCUUAAUGGUUUUUAUGUCACAAGCUCUUUUGUAAUGUGACUCUAAUCAAUGCAUUUCCUGUAAACUAUAUUAACUAAUUUGUGACCCAGAACUGGAUAGGACCCCAUUUCCACCUGGUAUUGAAACCAAUCUGAGUGAUCCGAUCUCUAGUGAGCAACUCUAUGCACAGCACCCAGGACGCAUUGAAGGUGCAUUGAGAUCCGAUUACUCAGACCACAUUCGGAGACGGUUUAGGCCAGAUGUGACCACAUUCUUUAAGCAGUGUGUAUGCACAUUUGUCCUGGACUACAUUAGGGACCGCCUACUUCACGGUCAGCAGAACUACGUUAUCAUUAUAUCUCAUGUUAGAAUCCGUUGUCAGUGGUCAAAGCAACGGUUGUACAACGGUAAUUGGAAAUAAAUCCUUCACAGCAAAAGUCCUUUGUUAUUUUGUUUUCUUGAAGCUUUUAUUAUGAAGCAGCAUUAACUGCAAAUGUUUGGUCUUUAUCAGCAUUAACUUAACGACUCCUAAAAGUGAACAGUAAAUAUAAAAUAACUGUUUUAAACCUCUUUUGCUCCUGCCUAACAGACUGUGGGCAGCGCCUUUUUACCAGUCAUUGCAAGUUUCUAAUGUAGGAUUUUUGGGAGAGUGAUAUCCAGCCUAUGUGCAAAUCAAAAUGAUUUAUGUAUUUUUUCUCAACGUAGAGCGGGAAAGUGACUUCCGAUCACAAGUGGUCACUUGGGACUCAUUUGGAGACACAUUCUACUGCCAGGUGGGAACACACGUCCUUAGAGCUGAACACUUGUGAUCAGAUCCCUUAGAUCAGAUUAUGACACCAGGUGGAAAUGCGGCCAAUGUGUGCAGUGCCGUCCAGUCCCCCUCUAUAAAGAGUAACUUACCACUAGGCUAAAAAGCAUUGUUUGGCCGCCCUCUUUGUUUGGAAGUGUGCUUUGCACCUGAAACCACACCCAACACUGUGUGAUGUCACAGUGUCCUGGAGUACACUUGUACAUACAGCAAAGUGAGACGUUAGACCAAUGGAGCUCAGCCAAAACUAGUUCUUCAAAAGGUGUUAACCUAAACUUUAAGUUUGUGUUUGUGUGUAGCUAACACAGUCUUUUUACAAUGGCCUUAAAGUACAACAAAGAUGUCCGUGUUAGAGUAAUAUUUGACUUUUGUAGAAAGGUUUGAUGCAUCUUUUAGGAAUUAUAAUGAUACACAACACAGCCGCAAACAGGAUACAUUAGUAAAAGCUCAAAUACAAAUUUUGUUUGGAAUAGGAUUUGAUU
This is a messenger RNA of Etheostoma cragini (Arkansas darter), 6847 nucleotides long. It is a transcript of the gene lpar1, whose product is annotated as lysophosphatidic acid receptor 1. Gene Ontology annotation, molecular function: lysophosphatidic acid receptor activity. The record is from RefSeq and is a predicted model, not a curated record. Lineage: Eukaryota; Metazoa; Chordata; Actinopteri; Perciformes; Percidae. The transcript has 3 exons. Gene Ontology annotation, cellular component: membrane. Bases 429 to 1511 code for a protein of 360 amino acids. Gene Ontology annotation, biological process: phospholipase C-activating G protein-coupled receptor signaling pathway; neurogenesis.